This is a messenger RNA of Folsomia candida, 3460 nucleotides long. Its product is annotated as serine/threonine-protein kinase/endoribonuclease IRE1. The coding region runs from base 1407 to 3398 and encodes 663 amino acids. Gene Ontology annotation, cellular component: IRE1-TRAF2-ASK1 complex. The record is from RefSeq and is a predicted model, not a curated record. The transcript has 3 exons. Gene Ontology annotation, molecular function: RNA endonuclease activity; ATP binding; protein serine/threonine kinase activity. Lineage: Eukaryota; Metazoa; Arthropoda; Collembola; Entomobryomorpha; Isotomidae. Gene Ontology annotation, biological process: protein phosphorylation; mRNA processing; intrinsic apoptotic signaling pathway in response to endoplasmic reticulum stress.
UUCUCUCAAUAAAUAAGUUCUAUAAUGGACAAACCAAGGACUCGGGAUUAAUGCCAGCUAGCGACGUAAAACUGUGCCAAAGAAUUGGUUUUAGCCAUGAUAAGCACAGCGUUCCUGAAGAUUAUGUUGGCCGCCCAAAAUUUGUCAUGUUUCUAAUCCGACACCAAAAAAUAAUUGUUCGAUUAGACUGGCCACUGUCUCUACAAGAAUGGAUUUUCGCCACCUCAUUGCCUCAGUUUAAUGGUUAGCUGAAAAAUGAGGAGAGGAAUUUUUUCCUUGUGUAAAUGAUUCUUGUGAAUUUGUAGGCUUGAAAAGUUUAAGACUUGUGGACUUGACGGGUAAGGCAGUUGUGGAUGAUGGAGGGGAUAUCGAUGAAGUGAAAUUUCCCCUUAUCGGACACGUUUUUUUGGAAAAUCUCCAAUUCAAGGCAAGUUGAUAAAGUUGUAAUAUACUUAUUGAAUAUUUAUUAUAUUGUUUGCUUGGUUAAUUUUCAGUUGCAAGGAGGCACCACCUCAACUUUGGCCAAGUUUUUAGCGAAGCACAAUGGGAACGUUAGCUUUAAUUGAUGCUAAUUUUUAUUCAGAUGCCAUAUAUAAUAGCAUACUGCGUCCUGGAAAUAAAGACAACGGAAUAAAUUAAAUAAUUUUGCAUUUUGCAUUGGGUAAUGUUAAUGAACGUAUAUAUAUAGAGACCUUCGUCUAGAUGAUUGCAUUUUUGGACCCAAACUACUGCAUCAUAAAAUAAUCGAAGAUUUGGAAUUCUUUAUCGACUCCCAUUUUUUCCCAAUAUUGAAAGAAAUAGUUAGGGUCAAACAUGUAUGUAGGUGAAUGGUAGUCAAUGGGUGGGUGUAGGACUCACUUCUGAGAAAUGGAACAACUGUGAUUGACUUGCAUUGUUUCUAAGAGUCGAAACAUAUCAGACUCAAAGCUGGGUUUAUAUUGUACCAAGUACCAAUUUUCCGUGAAACCAGCGUGACAUAGGGGAGGGUGGGUGUCUAAAAAACCAAAACUGCGUUAUGAAGUUUAUGAACGUCCCAUAUACACACAUGUAAAGGCACAUAUUUAAAUACGCAAGUAAGUACGUAAUUACAAGUGUUACUUGUUUCUAUUGUGCAGAUUGCUAAUGGAAACCCGGUAUUUAUGAUAAGUAAUGAAGAACCGUCAUAAGUAACGUGUGUAACUGGUUGCAGAUUCCACCAAGAAAAUUUUUUCAUUUCUUAUUCGAUUUCGCUCGGGGUUGGCUUUAAAUGACGCGUUAUAUGUAGAUUUCUGCAGAUGAAAAUUAAAGUCCCAUACUAUCAUUGCAUGGUAAAAGUGAAUUUUCCGGCCGUCCUUAACUGAUGUUUUUACAGCAGGAUCAACAUUUGUAUUUGAAUAUAUAUGCAUGAGUACAAAUAAAAGAGAUAAAUGCAUGCCUCAACUUUGCAUUCGCUAUCUUAUCUACACCAUGAUAAUGCAAAUUUACCAUUUUGUACUCAUUUGCUCCCCGUUGUCUUGCUAUUCUACUUAACAAUAAAUUUACCAUAUGGUUAUAUAUUUUUUCUCCAAAUAAUUGUAUACAAAAUGUCAGUCCCAAGUAACUCUAUAUCUGGCACACCACCUUCUAAGAUUGACUACAUAUCACAACUAAAUUUGAUAAUACAGAAGGAAUACCGGCAACCACCCAACAAGUGUAAUAAAUUUUCUAUUGAAGAACCAAUCCCCACUAAUGACGGUAGAUAUGUCACUACUAUAAACUAUUUUAGCAGACAAACUGAAAAGCAGUACCGAGAGCAAGGGUUUUCAUCGUCACCAGUGAAACAAUCCACGAAGGAUGCAAGAAAUGAUGCGUGCGAGAAAAUAAUGGCUAAAUACAAUGCGGACCUAAGUCAACUAUCUACAACCUCAGCACAUUUUAAUGCACCCAGUCCGUCAGCGCAACAAGUGCCCUCAACGUCACUGGAGAUACAAGGUUCGCAUAAUAGUCUAACACGAAGUGAUAAUAAUGUGGUGCAUGGACAACAGGAUAAUUUUCUUAAACGUGUAAACAAUGACGUAGCGGAUGCGCAAGUCGUUCCCGUCACGAAUAUUGGUGCAGGAAAUUCUAAUAUCACCCGCGUCAAGAACUCAAUUUUCUACUUUCCCGACCAGGUACUUGGUAUAGGUGGAAUGGGUCACGUUUUCAGGGGCUACUUCGAAAAACCGGACUGUAAAGCUGCCAUCAAACAAAUUCCACCAUCGAAAAUAGUGCACGAAGAGCAAAUUGAGAGGGAAGUUGAGAUUCUUCGCUCGCUGCGGCACGACAAUGUCAUCCGUUAUUUUGCAACGGAAAAAAAUGAAAUUAAUGCUAAUUUCAAGAAAAUUAAUGUCUACUUUAUUGCGAUGGAACUUGGUAACAGGACGUUGGAAGAUGUACUGACAGGGAAAACAUAUAGCUCGCUAGAUCAGCUUCUACAUUUUAUGCGAAAUACAGCUUCAGGAUUAUCGUAUCUCUACGACAAGGCUAUCAUUCAUCGUGAUCUUAAACCCAGUAAUAUUUUACUUUUUGAUGAGGGCAUCGCCAAAAUUGCUGACUUUGGGUUAAGCCGUGUCCUACGUUCGACCGAAAAAGUGGGUCAUACAGUAACAAUGACUGGUUCAUUUGGUUGGAUGCCACCCGAAACCCCAAAGAGACCUUUGGAAAGCUCGGAAUACAGGCAUUCCGGUGAUAUUUUUUCUUUCGGUUUAAUUAUUUUUAAAACUAUGUCCAACAAUCAUCGUCAUGCUUACGAGGAAAUGGGGAACGAAUCCAACAUAAAAUUGCAAGAAAACAUUUGGUCAGAAGAGAAAAAACCGCAGUGGUGCCAUAUCGAAGGGAAUCAAUAUGAAUGGUCCAUGAAGAGUUUGUUGGAACCGAUGCUGUCUAAAAAUCCGGAGGAAAGACCUGAUAUUAAGCAAAUCAAAACUCAUCCAUUUUUCUGGAGUGGGAAAUAUUUCCUGGAAUUCAUCCAUCGUGUCUCAGAAGGUCUCAAGGGUGUAAAGCAAGAACAUCGAGUUCAGCUAGAUCGAGAUUACGAUGAAUAUUUUAUGGCACAGUUCCAAAGUGGCCACGUUAACUGGAAAAUGCGACUCUCCCCUGAAGUGAGGGAGCAUCUUCUAGAAUUUUCUACCCACAAAAACGGCUAUGAUGCUGGGUCACUUCGCUCGCUUAUCGCGUUUAUUCGGGAUAAGGACGAGCACGUAGGUGAAUGGGAGCAGAGUAAGGCCGGUCGUAAACUUACGGAUGUGUUUGGCGACACGGACGAAAGUUAUGGAAAUUACUUCAUAAAAAAUUUUCCAGAAUUGCUUACCUUCUUAUAUAAUUAUCUAGCUAAGGCCCCGUUUUUUUCUGAGAUAGGAAAAGUAAAACGGACAUUUUACGACGUUGAAUUUAAGAAUUAGAUCAUUCGUAAUAAAUAUAAAGCGAUUUUAGCCAUCUCCAAAUAAAUUGACCUUUCGGAUAA